CUCAGGCCUGGAGCUGCCCACCAUGCUCCUGGAGAUGGAGCGGAGCCGGUGGGCCCAGGAGCAGCUCCUGUGGGACUUGGAGCUGCUGACCGGGGCAGGGCUUGGCCUCUUCUGGCCUCCUUGGGCCCAGUUCUGUGGUCCGAGGGACCAGGCCUCGUAUGCAUGGAGUCAGUGCAGUAAGCCCUGUGGUAGGACAGGGCACCCCCCAACCCUCCCAGAGUUCCAGGCUGUGCCCAUCGCCCCAGGCUGGAGACUCCCUGAGCCAGAACCAUGAGCUCCUGAAGGGGGGGCAGGCGGUGGACCCCUCAUCAGCCCUGGAUCUGGGUGAAGCUGGGAGUGACAGAGAUCCAGGGUGGGAGAGCCCUGGCAUGCCUGCAGACCCCACACCUGGUUGCUUACAAGAGCUGAACCCCACCAUCACCAGCAGCUCUGAGGAACCAGGAAGCUCAGAGUUCAAGGACCUGGCCCGAAGGGAAGAGAGGGGCCAAGCUGAGCCUACCACCCAGAGGCCCUGUCAACCGCCAUCCAGGAGCCAAAGGGGGAGAAAGCUCACUCAGGGAGCCCCAGGGCCCUCAGGCCUGCCCUCUCAGAGCCUGCCCGAACCCCAAGAUCCUCCUGAGGGGCUAGGCUGGAGUCUGGGCCAGGAGAGAGCAGAACUUCAGAAACUGCUGAGGAUUGAGAUUCCUCAGAGUGAGAGAGAGGAGGACCCUCAGGAACAGAAAGAAGAGACCCCCCAGAGUCAGAAAGGGGAAGCGCCCCCGGGGGAGAACAAAGAAGUUCCUCGGAGUCAGAGAGAGAAGACACACCAGGGUCAGAGUGGGGAGCUGUCUCAGGUUCUGAGGGAGGAGGUCUCAGAGGGUCAGAGGUGGGAGGCCCCCCAGGGUGAGAACAAAGAGGCUUCUCAAGGUCAAAGAGGAAAUCACCCUAAGUGCCAGAGAAACGGGGCCCUUGUGGAGCCGACUAAGGAGACUCCUCAGGGCCGGGAAGCAAAGAUCCUUAAGUCUGCCGAGGACGGAGGCCUUAUCUCACAAGGCUGGGAGGGGGCUCAGAGAAAGGCAUCCACACAACCCCGGGAGGAAGGCGACUCCCUGGGAGUUCCGGGGGACUUCUGCAGGUCCCUGGGGGAACAGAUGCCAAAGCCUGGGGAAAGGGAGAGGCCAGGCUCCCGGGGAAGGAGCGCCCAGCUGAUGCAGCGUAAGACCAACGGCCAGAGACCAGAGUCGGCACCGGCCGCGGGAGAGCAGAGGGCCGCCAGGGACGGGGCGCGGGCUCCCCUUCCAUCCCUGAGGCCCCCGGCCCGGCCGCUGCCCCCAGGCCCAGGAGCCGUGAUGCUAGCGGCCCCCGGCCCCGGGGGCCCUGAUCAGCCGGAGCGCGAUCCGCACGGGUUGCAGCACCCGGGAGGAGGCCGCGGCCCGGCGGCGCAGGAGCUGGGCGAGGCGAGGGGGCUGCCGGCGGGUGGCUGCGCGGGGCUGUCGGGCGCCCCUGGGGAGCGGAGGAGCGGCGAAGAGGCCCCCAAGGCCUCGAAGGCUGCGUGGCCCGCGCCCCCGGGCAGGGAGCAGGCGGCGGCGAGCGUGAGCGCCGCGCAGCAGGAGACUGCUCUGCAGCGCCUGCUGGAGCUGCACCGCGAGGCCCGGCGCCGGCGACGGCAGGACCGCGAGCAGCAGCAGCUCCGGGUCCUGGAGCGCCUCCGCAUCGCCAGGAACCGCCACUGCCGGGUUCACCCGCUGGGGCCUCCACCCAGCCCGGCUCCGCUCCUGCCGCAGGCAAGACCUCCCGGGGGAAGGCGCUGGGGCCACAACCAGCUUGCCCCGGCGGGGGCGGGGCCGAGCUGGGAGCGACCCGGGUCCCUUUGA
This is a messenger RNA of Equus quagga, 1853 nucleotides long. Its product is annotated as collagen alpha-1(II) chain-like. The transcript has 7 exons. NCBI's taxonomy places the organism in Eukaryota, Metazoa, Chordata, Mammalia, Perissodactyla, Equidae. The record is from RefSeq and is a predicted model, not a curated record. The coding region runs from base 159 to 1853 and encodes 564 amino acids.